Ostrinia nubilalis (European corn borer) is the source of this 3622-nucleotide messenger RNA. RefSeq names its product 1-phosphatidylinositol 4,5-bisphosphate phosphodiesterase classes I and II (gene Plc21C). Bases 251 to 3622 code for a protein of 1123 amino acids. Gene Ontology annotation, molecular function: phosphatidylinositol-4,5-bisphosphate phospholipase C activity; calcium ion binding. Lineage: Eukaryota; Metazoa; Arthropoda; Insecta; Lepidoptera; Crambidae. The record is from RefSeq and is a predicted model, not a curated record. Gene Ontology annotation, biological process: release of sequestered calcium ion into cytosol; lipid metabolic process; phosphatidylinositol-mediated signaling. The transcript has 21 exons.
CACCGAGAAAUACGUGUGGGAGAAGUUAAAAAUUGGAGGUGAAUUGUUCGUGAAUUUACGAUGAACGCUGAUUUAUUAUGUUAGAUAUUAUUUAUUUACCGCCACAUUUUGGUUGGUCCGCAGUCUUGAAGUGGACAUUUUUAAGUGUACCUAUCAGCAACAGAUUUCAUUGAUAGAUUUGUGCAAGAAGAUGACGGAUUUUAUCCGCGAUUGUGUUAUUAUUUCCGUUUGCUAGUGUUUAUUGUUCACGAUGAAUUCAAGUUCGAGAUCUUCGAACGUCAGCCUCAAGCCUAUAGAAGUUCCGAAGGCAUUACAGGAGGGUGAAAAAUUCAUCAAGUGGGAUGAGGACUCUGGAACCGGCCUCCCGGUCACCCUUCGGGUGGACCCCAAGGGCUUCUUCAUGUACUGGACGGACCAGAACAUGGAGGUGGAGCUCCUGGACAUUGCCACCAUCAGGGAUGUCCGGACCGGCGUCCAUGCUAAACUUCCUAAGGAUCCAAAAAUCCGGCAUGUGGUGCUGAUCGGGUCCCAGGGGUCGCUGGAGGAGAAGACCGUGACAGUGUGCUAUGGUGCCGACUUUGUGAACGUCACCUUCGUGAACUUCUGCUGCACCAGAAAGGAGAUUGCACAAAUGUGGACGGAGGAGCUGUUUGCGCUGGCGUACAACCUGAACCAGCUCAAUAACCCCACCAUCAAGUUCCUGGAGAAGCUGCACACGAAGAUUGUCCUCAAGGCAGACAAGUCAGGGAAGAUCCUAGUCAAAAACAUCGUGCGACUCUUCGCACAGAACAAGGAGGAUAAGAAGCGAGUGGAGAAGGCACUUAGCGAGUCGGGCCUUCCUACGGGCAAGAACGAUACCAUUUCGCAGUCCAAGUUCCAAUUCGAAGACUUCUUCUCUUUUUAUAAGAGUCUCACGCAGCGUGGCGAGGUGCAGAAGAUAUUCAAUACAUUAACGGACGGCAAGCCCUACCUGUCAGCUACCCAACUGGUGGAAUUCCUAAACGACAUCCAACGGGAUCCACGCCUGAACGAAAUCCUCCACCCGUACGCCGACAUCCAGAAGGCCAAGGACCUUAUCAAGGCGUAUGAGCACAACAAGUACCACCAGCAGCGCUCGCAGCUCACCUUUGACGGGUUUUUGAGGUUUCUAAUGUCAGAAGACAACCCAAUCGUCGCGCCUAACAAGCUGGAUCUUUGCGACGACAUGGAACAACCACUAGCGCACUACUUCAUCAACAGUUCGCAUAAUACCUACCUCACCGGCCAUCAGAUCACCGGCAAAUCCAGUGUGGAGAUAUACAGGCAGAGUCUUUUAGCUGGCUGCAGAUGCGUCGAACUAGACUUCUGGAACGGGCGAACAGAAGAGCCGGUUAUCGUCCACGGCUACACCUUCGUGCCUGAGAUCAGCGCAAAAGAAGUCUUGGAGGCCAUCGCCGAAAGCGCCUUCAAGACUUCGGACUACCCUGUGGUGCUGAGUUUCGAGAACCACUGCAACCCGCGGCAGCAGGCCAAGAUAGCCAACUACUGCAGGGACAUAUUCGGGAGCAUGUUGCUAGACAGGCCUCUGGACUCGCACCAACUGGAACCAGGAGGGGAACUACCACCACCAUCGCUACUCCGGAACAAGAUCAUUAUCAAGAAUAAGAAAAAACAUCACCAUCAUCAUAAAAAGGAAGAUUCGAUCGCGUCGGAAGAGAGCGAGCCCCAACCAGAACCGCCUCAAGGCAAUGGAGAGAUCUCGCAUGGGACGUUGGCGCGACAAGGCUCCAAGGAUUCCUCGUCGUCGUCCGACUCGGACAGUUCGUCGGGGGAGGAGGAAGCGGGGGGAGGGGAAGCAGACGAACCUCGUGAGACGCACGCGGGCGCUGAGAUAUCCGCGCUCGUUAACUACGUGCAGCCCGUGCAUUUUAGCUCCUUCGAGAGUGCCGAGAAAAAGAAUCGUUUCUACGAGAUGUCGUCGUUCGACGAGAAGCAAGCAACGACGUUGCUAAAGGAGCGGCCAAUCGAGUUCGUCAACUACAAUAAGCAUCAGCUAUCGCGAGUGUACCCCGCUGGGACGAGGUUCGACUCCUCCAACUUCAUGCCACAGGUGUUCUGGAAUGCAGGCUGCCAGCUGGUGGCGCUCAACUUCCAGACUUUGGACCUGGCUAUGCAGCUCAACCUUGGCACUUUUGAGUACAACCGCCGUAGCGGGUACCUACUCAAGCCGGAGUUCAUGCGACGGAAGGACCGCCGCCUAGACCCGUUCGCGGAGAGCACAGUCGACGGCAUCAUCGCCGGCUCCCUGUCCGUCACCGUGCUGUCCGGACAGCUGCUGACGGACAAGCGCUGUGGUACCUACGUCGAGGUCGAUAUGUUCGGACUACCCGCCGAUACUGUCCGCAAGAAGUUCCGGACUAGAGUGGCGCCUAAUAACGGGAUUAACCCCGUGUAUGGCGACGAGCCGUUUGUCUUCAAAAAAGUGGUGCUCCCGGAGCUGGCGAUGCUGCGGAUCGCGGCUCACGAGGAGAGCGGGCGGCUGGUGGGGCACCGCGUGCUGCCCGUGGUGGGGCUGUGCCCCGGAUACCGCCACGUCAACCUGCGGACAGAGCUGGGUCUACCGCUGCCAGCCAGCCUGCUGCUGCUGGUGGUUGUCAAGGACUACGUUCCCGACCGGCUUUCUGAGUUGGCGGAAGCGUUGGCCAACCCCAUCAAGUACCAGAGCGAGUUGGACAAACGCGAGCACCAACUGGCCGUGCUCACUGAAGGCACCGACGCGCCGCCGCCCGCGCAGCCGCCGCGGCCUGAGGCUCCGCACAUUGUGACGCACCCUAUCAAACAAGAGAGUACGACGGAUGGCAGUCCAAGCAAGUCGUCUCUCAUCAUGGCGGAGACCAAGAAGCUGAUCGAAUGCGAGGCGCUCGCGUCCGUGCCGCCUGCAGACAAGGAAGCACAAGACCAAUCAGAUAACAAAUCCAACGGCGGCUCAGACGAGUCGCUAGCUGAAACGCUCGAAGCGCUUCUUUCAAGCGAAUUAGUCCGAAAGAAGCGCGCGGAACUCUCACGCAAGCUAGACGCGCUACGGCGGAAGCAAGACAAGGAAAAACGGCCAGUCUCAGCUAAAUUCUACGUCAGCAACAAACUAGUCAAGAAGCUCUCUUCUAAGAAUAUCUAUAGUAGCACAGAAGCCAGUACGAGCGAGGAGCCGACCGGCGCUGGGACCGUGACGGAAGGUAGCGUAGAGCGCGAGUUACGCUUGCGUUACCACCAUACCAUCUUCGCCGCGCUGGAGAAGCAGCUACGGUCCGACCAGCAUCACCAGAUGAAGGCGCUUACGGAUCUACUGGAAGUUGAAAAGAAGGAAAUUUUGAACCGACUAGCAAAUUCACGGAAGGAGGAUGUCAAAGCGUUAGCGAAAAAGACCAAUAGAGACAAGGAUGAAAUAUUAAGGAUAAAGAGAGAAAUACAUUCUCAGUCGGUGGAGCGCGGCGUGGCCGAAUGCUCGCGGCUGGAGCAGGCGUACGCGCGCCGCCGCGAGCAGCUGGCGCGCACGCACGAGCGCCUCCGCGCGCUGCUGCAGCGCCACCGCGACCAGGAGCUGGUGGAGCUAGAGCGCGUGUGUGGCGGCGCGCCCGAGGGCUAG